Messenger RNA from Puccinia graminis f. sp. tritici CRL 75-36-700-3, 930 nucleotides. RefSeq lists its product as uncharacterized. Lineage: Eukaryota; Fungi; Basidiomycota; Pucciniomycetes; Pucciniales; Pucciniaceae. The coding region runs from base 1 to 930 and encodes 309 amino acids. The transcript is spliced from 9 exons. The record is from RefSeq and is a predicted model, not a curated record.
AUGUUAAUCGACUUCGAAAAAGAUCCAACCAGAGUAUAUCAGACUGCGGCAGCUUAUGUAGGACUAGUAACUACGUGGGUCAGCUCGUUCCCCGGUUGCAUGUUCAGCACCUGGGCUCCAAUCGCCAGCGCGAUGUUUACGUCGGUGGGAGAGAUCGCAUGGAUUUCGUUUGUCGGAGUGAUGUAUGUUUCCACAUCGUUUGCAUACAUCAACUCAGUUAUCUUUGUUGGAACCGGAGAGGAUCGGUUCACAAGGGGUGGAAACAUUGCGACAAUGAUGGCUCAAGCUCAACGAGCCGUCCAAUCCACCAUCUCAAACAUCACCCAAAACGUCGUCAAUUCCCCGGUCGAUCAUCUCCAAGGUCUCGCUGGAAUCAAUCGCGACGGAAGCUUCUUGAACGAAAUCCCUUCAGACUUCCAAAACAAAUUGCAGAAAGAAUUGGAACUCUCUUUGAAAUUGAAAUCUUUGGCAAAGUUUUGGAGACUCCAGAAUGCAUUUGUGGUUCGAGGAAGUGAUCCCUGCAUCUAUUCAGGAAUCAACGGCGCAUUUGAUGACCCUGAUAAGAUAUCAUACUGCGGGGAGGAUGAUGUAAUGAUGAACAUCGGUCGAGCGGAAAGGAAUGGGACUGGAUACGACCCAACAAUCUAUCACGCCUCUCUAGUCGAAUCCAAGUACAACUAUUCUGCGCAGUUCCUGACCUCUUCGGCUUGGCAAUGCCAGUUGAAGUAUGGUGUAUUCGAGUACGAUUCGUGUUCGCUUCACAACAGCACCAUCACUCAAGAGAGACUCAAGGAUUUUGCUCAUGCUGGAGAAUGCUACUUCAACAUACCUGUAUGCGACCUGACAAGACCAGAUCUGCAUUCUCUGAGACAAGAUAAGAAAAGAACUAUCACUCAGAUCUGUCGAGAGGCUGGAGGAUUGCCGAUUUGA